AUGAAUGUAAAAGAGGGGGGAACAAUGUCGGCUUCGGGUCCCAUAAGCAACUAUUAUGUAGAUUCUUUGAUUAGCCACGAGAGCGACGACUUGCUGGCGUCCCGGUUCCCAGCUACUGGCUCUCAUCCUGCUGCAGCCCGACCGUCAGGAUUGGUACCGGAGUGUGCAGAUUUUCCGUCCUGCAGCUUUGCCCCCAAACCGGCCGUUUUUACCACUUCGUGGGCUCCCGUGCACUCCCAGUCGUCCGUGGUUUACCACCCGUACACCCACCAGCCACACAUUGGAACUGACACUCGGUAUAUGCGCACUUGGCUGGAGCCUAUCUCCGGCGCGGUCUCGUUCCCAGGUUUUCCAGCCAGCAGCCGGCACUACGGGCUUAAACCCGACGCCUUCCACGGCCGCAGGGACUGCGGACCCGUGGAUGGACGUAGUUACCCGGAUUAUAUGUACGGAUCCCCGGGAGAUCUCAGGGACAGAACCCCGCAGACUAUACCCUCUCCGGAAUCCGAGGCCGUCGCUUCCAACAAACACAAAGAAGAAAAGACCGAAUUGGACCCUAAUAAUCCUGUUGCAAAUUGGAUUCAUGCGCGUUCUACAAGAAAGAAAAGAUGUCCUUAUACAAAGUAUCAAACGCUGGAACUAGAAAAAGAGUUUUUAUUCAAUAUGUACCUAACUCGGGACCGCCGUUACGAAGUGGCCAGGGUUCUUAAUCUCACUGAGCGCCAAGUCAAAAUCUGGUUUCAGAACAGGAGGAUGAAAAUGAAGAAAAUGAAUAAAGAGAAAACCGAUAAUAAUAAUAAUAACAAAGAGCAGCAGUGA
Molecule: messenger RNA, 819 nt
Organism: Thamnophis elegans (Western terrestrial garter snake)
Lineage: Eukaryota; Metazoa; Chordata; Lepidosauria; Squamata; Natricidae
Gene: HOXC9
Product: homeobox C9
Exons: 2
Coding region: 1-819 (272 amino acids)
Biological process (GO): DNA-templated transcription; embryonic skeletal system morphogenesis; anterior/posterior pattern specification
Cellular component (GO): nucleus
Molecular function (GO): RNA polymerase II cis-regulatory region sequence-specific DNA binding; DNA-binding transcription factor activity, RNA polymerase II-specific
Source: RefSeq, a predicted model, not a curated record